AUGAAAAUUUUAUCUUUAUUUCUUUUGCACGACUUUUUACUAAUUAACUUUGUUCUUGGGGACUAUUACACUCCGAAUGAAGAUGUUGGUCAAAAGUUAUCCGGAUAUGAUCCGAGUAAUGACAAAAGGUAUCCGUUUGAAUUUGGAAUCGGCUACUAUUACCAAGGUGACAUAAUGCUAGUUCCACCAGAGAAUGGAAGGGUUUCAAUACCAGAUACAUUAACUUCGUACAUUUGGCCAAAUGGGACAGUGCCAUACGUCAUAGUAGGAAACUUUUCUGAAAGCGAAAAAACUACCAUUCGUAAUGCUAUGGAUAUGUACAAACAAUACACUUGCGUUCGAUUUGUACCGCGAACAGCAAACGACAAUUUGUUUGUAACAAUAGGAAAUAAUGACACAGGAUGUUAUUCUUAUAUUGGCAGACAAUCGAAUAAUCAGUAUAACUACAUAAACCUACAGACACCACAGUGUCUGAUGGCGGUUGGAACACCGGUGCAUGAGAUGAUGCAUGCACUUGGGUUCUAUCAUGAGUUUGUACGGCCAGAUAGGGAUCAAUACAUUACAAUCAAUCGAAGUGCAUUACUACCCGAACUCCAAUCCGAUGAAAUAUAUAAUAAUAAUUUUGCCAAAUUACAACCUGAGGACGGACAGACAUAUAACAUUCCUUACAACUAUGGUAGUGUAAUGCAUUAUUCACGAUAUGCCGGAGCCCAAAGUCGUAAAUAUCCUGUUUUGAUCAACAAGCAACCGUGGGUCGGAGAUUUCGGAAAUGAGAAUGGAUUUGCUGCGACAGAUGUAAUGGAAGUUAACUAUCGGUACAAUUGUACAACCAACAACAAAAUACCAAGACCUAUUACUGGAAUGUUUGGAUAACUUCGUUUAAAAUUGUUAAACAUCCAAUAGAUA
This is a messenger RNA of Malaya genurostris, 906 nucleotides long. Its product is annotated as hatching enzyme 1.2-like. Gene Ontology annotation, molecular function: metalloendopeptidase activity; zinc ion binding. The transcript has 5 exons. The record is from RefSeq and is a predicted model, not a curated record. NCBI's taxonomy places the organism in Eukaryota, Metazoa, Arthropoda, Insecta, Diptera, Culicidae. Bases 1 to 873 code for a protein of 290 amino acids. Gene Ontology annotation, biological process: proteolysis.